UGCAACUUCCGGCCCAUCGGAGAGCGGUGUGAGCGAAUUCCGUAGGGUCCUACAGUGCUACACUCUGGGUGAAGGUAACCUCCGUGGUCGCUGUGGGAGCUCGGCGUGGCUGGACACGCGUGACCAUGUGGCGUCUGCUGGCUCGCGCCAGCGCGCCCCUCCUGCGAGUGCCUUUAUCAGAUCCUUGGGCAGCGCCGCCCGCCAGUGCUGGCCUGAAGACGCUGCUCCCGGUGCCGACUUUUGAGGAUGUUUCCAUUCCUGAAAGGCCAAAGCUGAGAUUUGUUGAAAGGGUACCACUUGUGCCGAAAGUCAGAAGAGAACCCAAAAACUUACGUGACAUACAAGGACCUUCUACAGAAGCUACUGAGUUCACAGAAGGCAACUUUGCAAUCUUGGCACUGGGUGGUGGUUACCUGCACUGGGGCCAUUUUGAAAUGAUGCGCCUGACAAUCAACCGCUCCAUGGACCCCAAGACCAUGUUUGCCUUGUGGCGAGUACCACCCCCUUUCAAGCCCAUCACCCGCAAGAGUAUGGGACAGCGCAUGGGGGGAGGCAAAGGUGCCAUCGAUCACUACGUGACUCCCGUGAAGACUGGCCGCCUCAUAGUAGAGAUGGGGGGACGCUGUGAAUUCAAAGAGGUACAAGGUUUCCUCGACCAGGUGGCCCACAAGUUGCCCUUCCCAGCAAAGGCGGUGAGCCGUGAGAUGCUAGAGAAGAUGCGGAAAGACCAAGAGGAACGAGAGCGUAACAACCAAAACCCCUGGACCUUUGAGCGCAUAGCCACUGCCAACAUGCUGGGGAUACGGAAGGUACUGAGCCCCUAUGACCUGACCCAGAAGGGGCGAUACUGGGGCAAGUUCUACCUGCCUGAACGCGUGUAGUGAGAAUGUGAGAGAUGAAGGCACAGGGGGAAGGAGUCUGCAUUUGUGUUCCCUCAGCCCGCCCUGAGGCUUUGGGGGGCUCUGGUGUCAGAACCAGGGAGCAGCGUGCAAGUGCUGUGGGUGACCUCUGGGAAAGUGAUUUAAGUGCACUAUGUAUACACUAAAUAAAAUUUGAGUAUCAGUCACGUUAUAA
Messenger RNA from Artibeus jamaicensis (Jamaican fruit-eating bat), 1074 nucleotides. RefSeq names its product mitochondrial ribosomal protein L16 (gene MRPL16). Lineage: Eukaryota; Metazoa; Chordata; Mammalia; Chiroptera; Phyllostomidae. Gene Ontology annotation, biological process: mitochondrial translation. The record is from RefSeq and is a predicted model, not a curated record. Gene Ontology annotation, cellular component: mitochondrial large ribosomal subunit; ribosome. The coding region runs from base 126 to 881 and encodes 251 amino acids. Gene Ontology annotation, molecular function: rRNA binding; structural constituent of ribosome. The transcript is spliced from 4 exons.